AUGGAAGGGACUGAUCCAGAGCCUAUGAUUCAAAAAGCAUAUGAACAAGAAAAUAUACGAUUGACUGCAGAAAACAAAAAAUUAAGAGAGCAGCUUUCUUCUGGUGAAUCUGAUGUGAAAAAAACUAAUGCAGAUUUAAGGAAGAAAAUUAUCGAAUUAGAGAAUCAAAUUAGCAUGUCAGGUGAUAUUACACAACUAAAAGAAGAAUAUGAUGCCUAUGUUAAACAAUCAAAAUCAGAAAUUUUAAAUCUUAAACAACAAAAUCACGAAUUGGAAGUUGAAUUACAAAAAUAUCGUCAACAAGCAAAUCAAAAGCCAAACACAACACAGACAAAAUUAGAACAAUGGGAUACAGAUGAAGAACAAAAUAAAGCAAUAAAUCAUUUGAUUGAGAACUUAAAACAAGCAUACCAACGCCAAAGUGGUACAGAAGAAGCAUUAGAACAGCUUGCUGCUAUUAUUGAUCCUGAAUGUAUUGUUACUAACGAUAAAAAUCAGAAAAACCAGCCAACACCUGCUCCAAAAACAAAGAUUCCUGUUAGAGGAGAAACUCCUGUACGUGAAACACGCAAACCAGACCCUCCUGCUCCAAAACCACCCAAGCAAAUCAGAAAUUAUCAACCUCCUGUAUCAAAUCAGAAUUCUCAGAAGGUUAAAGAGUUAGAAAACAAGAUUUCCGAGCUUACUAAAAAGCUUGAAGAGGCAAACAAAGAAAAUACUGCAAUAAAGAACAGAAAUAAAGAAAGAGUUUCGAAAUCUAAAGUUUUACAAACACAACUUGAUGAUGCAAACACUAAAUUGAUAGAAGCCAAUAAGCAACAUAUGAUAGAAGUUAGUGAAAUGCAGAUUAAAAUGAAAACAAUGGAAGCAGAAUUGAAAAUUUUGCAAUCUAAUGCUGAUUACAGAACAGAAUGCGAAGAACUGAAAGUUAAAGUUGCAUCUCUUGAAGCACAGAAUGCUGAACUAUUAAAACCAAAGUCAACAGGCGAUCCGAAAUCCGAUAGAGUUCUUGAUGCGAUUAUGAGAAUGGAAAGCGAUAUAAGACAGAGACAAAUAGCUUUAUCCAGAGUAACUAAUGAUUUAGAAGAGCAGUGGGAAACAGAAAAAAGAAUGAUUGAAAAACAGCAUAAACGCGAGCUUGAGGAUAAGAACAUAGAAAUCCAAAAGGUCAAGGAAGAAAUUGCAGACAUUCAGGCUCAGUUAAGUGCAGGAAAUCGUAGAGGAAAAUAUUAA
Molecule: messenger RNA, 1233 nt
Organism: Trichomonas vaginalis G3
Lineage: Eukaryota; Parabasalia; Trichomonadida; Trichomonadidae
Exons: 1
Coding region: 1-1233 (410 amino acids)
Source: RefSeq, a predicted model, not a curated record